UGGCGCGGGGGAGGGGCGGCGCUGCCAUUGGCUGCGGGGGGAGGUGUCCGGCGCGAGGCCUGUCCCGUGCUGGGCCCGGGAGCGGCUGCAGGGCGGGGCCGUGGGGGGGCAGUGAGCCCCUGAGCCGGCUGCAGGGCCAGCCUCGAGCGAUGAUCCGGGCCGGGACCCCCGGGGGGGCUGUUUGAUCCCCGCGCCACGCCCCGGCCGCCAUGACCGAGUACAAGCUGGUGGUGGUGGGGGCUGGUGGUGUCGGCAAGAGUGCACUCACCAUCCAGCUCAUCCAGAACCACUUCGUGGAUGAGUACGACCCCACCAUAGAGGACUCGUACCGGAAGCAGGUGGUGAUCGACGGCGAGACGUGCCUGCUGGACAUCCUGGACACGGCCGGGCAGGAGGAGUACAGCGCCAUGCGCGACCAGUACAUGCGCACGGGCGAGGGCUUCCUCUGUGUCUUCGCCAUCAACAACGCAAAGUCCUUCGAGGACGUGCACCACUACAGGGAGCAGAUCAGCAGGGUGAAGGAUUCGGAUGACGUCCCCAUGGUCUUAGUCGGUAACAAGUGCGACCUGCCCUCUCGGACGGUGGACACCAAACAGGCUCAGGAGCUGGCAAAGAACUACGGCAUCCCUUUCAUUGAGACCUCGGCCAAAACCAGGCAGGGAGUGGAGGACGCUUUCUACACGCUGGUGCGGGAGAUCCGGAAGCACAAAGAGAAGAUCAGCAAUGGACGCAAGAAGAAAUGCUCCAAGAAGAAGUGCGUGAUCCUCUGAGGGACAGACUGGCGCGGGAGCGGUGAGGAUCCUUCCGCCCCCCCGCCCUUCCCCUCCUGAGCCCUUUUGGUUGGUAAACUCCAGCAGUGCAGCAUCCAGCAACAUCCUGAUGCUCGGUUGGCUUUGGAGCAGCUGGGAGGAGAAGGCAGCAGAGACUAGGAUGUGACUCUCUUUUGGUUUCGUGGUUCCAUUCGUCCCUGAAGCUCCAACUAAAAACAAGUUUCAAAACUGCAACGAUCUACCCUACCCCCUGAUGUCAGCCCAGAGACGCCCUUCGUUUUGCCGGCUGUUUUUGAUAGGAGAAGGAAACAUCCCCUGGAACGACAGAAGACGGAAGCGUGGGCAGCAAAAUCCCAUGAGCUGAGGGGUUGUAAUUCCUCCCUGUCCGAUCAAACACCAGGCUGUGGUGACACAGACAGUGUAUUCCUAGCGUGGUUGAAUCUCUGGUCCAGUUAGCAGCUCUCCGCAUCCCUCUGGUUUGCUUUCCAGUUGGAGAGCAGGUCUUCACCAGGACAAGAACAGCUGUGUCCCCCUUAGCGCACAACCUGUUCCCGCCAUGGAGGGAGAGGGUAAUUUGCUCCCCAGCGAAAUAAAAGCGUGUAACAGCUGGAGGUUUCGUAAGCCCUGCAGUCAAGAAGGGUGCCAAGUUCUGGGGAUGGCCCCACUCCACUGGCAUACCUGGUGGGUGGGAAGCCAGGGACCGUGGCGGGGUUUGGGUCCCUCAGAGCAGAGACGUAAGAAGGGCACUAGCUGUGUUUUGAGGGGAGUGAUAGAUUGGGGUUACCCUCUGUUCCUCUCCUGCUGUUUUGGCUGUUCCUGGGAAAUCCGUGUAAGUUUUUGUGAUGGGGGGAAGAUCCAGCGGCUCGUGGCAAUGGCUCAGCUGUGUACGCAUGCUCUGUUUCUGGGCCCGCCCCCUAGAAAGGCAUUUCUCCCCCGAUGUGCUGUGCAGAGAAGUGGGAGCUGCAAAUAAACCAGUGAAGAAGUUAAUCCAGCCA
This is a messenger RNA of Caretta caretta (loggerhead turtle), 1765 nucleotides long. Lineage: Eukaryota; Metazoa; Chordata; Testudines; Cheloniidae. The record is from RefSeq and is a predicted model, not a curated record.